Molecule: messenger RNA, 1613 nt
Organism: Fusarium verticillioides 7600
Lineage: Eukaryota; Fungi; Ascomycota; Sordariomycetes; Hypocreales; Nectriaceae
Exons: 3
Coding region: 267-560 (97 amino acids)
Source: RefSeq, a predicted model, not a curated record
CUCACAUGCAUCCAUCCCUAAAGUAGCACUCUAUCCCCCAGAUCCUUCAGCUCUUGGUCCCCUCAAUUCUUUGCGCGACCCCCUUUCGGCUGCCUCUCUCUCUGUCUCUGUCUCUCGCUCUAUCUCUUCCCUCCCUCUUCAUACUCUAUUCUUCUUUACUUCUCCAACUGCGUUGAUCGCAUUUGACACUUCUCUUCUCCAGCUCAGCGCAUCUUUCCUCACUAUCGCCAAUCGCCGUUUUCACAUUGCACGUGUCGCAAUCAAACAUGGCCAAACAACCUUCAGCUCUCAGCCAGGUCCUUCCUCUCAUCAUCGUCUUCGCUCUGCUCAGCGUAGGCGGCUGGAUCGGCUACCAAGUCUACAUCAGCGUCGCCAAGAUGUCCGAUGCUGCGUCCGAGCGCAUGGGCAAGAAGAACGUCGUUUUCACAAAGGAUGGUGUAAAGGUCGGCGUUAAACAAAUCAAGAACGAAAACUAUGUCGAUGCGACGCAAAGCUGGUUCGUCAAGGCGUGGAAUCUAGGCACCACACCAGAUGCUAGUAAGAGCAAGAAACAAAAAUGAAACUCGAUCGCCACUCCGUCACGAAUUUUCUGUCUCAAUUCGAAUAUGCUAGGGGUAUGGGUAGCACGCACGUACGCACGCAGACACCCAUAUGACUAUUCAACGAAUCUCUUCACUGGGACAGUUUCUUUAAACUUGAUUCAUACUACACCCUACAUCCCAUCGCAAGUUUGCUCUAUAAUACAACAGAUUGCACUUGGAAAAGUUCCUGUGAUCGUAACCUUCCCUACCAUGAAACCCCAUUAAACUACUUGUGGAUAUCCACUCGUCUAAUACGUACAUCCAAAAUGGCACCAGCCAAACCCCUACACUUUCGUUUCGAGUAUCGGAUCUGCAAUUGCACAAUCGAGUUUAGAUCAAACAAAUUCAUGGUAAUCUUUGAAUGCCUGGUACCAAUUCAACAAUGGCACAGUGCCAACUUAUAGACUAAAAGUCGACCAAGGUUAUUCAGGACCAGCCAUCCUCUAUUUUAUAGAUUAUCCAGAACCUUUGUAACGUUUAUAUAGCAUAUUUGGAGAUGAGAUGUUUUCCAAAUCCUUCAAGAUUAUAUCCCUGAUAUCCCAUAAUUAGCUCUGAAAUUGAAGCAGGCCGUCGGCUACCCUCUCGGUAUUUGGUAAAGACCCCCUGGCUUUGCUCAGCAGCUCGGUUUUCUGUUUCUCGGCUCUCUCCUUCUGCAUAGCUUCAUGCUGUUGUAUUGGGUUCAGAGAAUACCCUGCCAUAGCUGGUGCUGUCUUGGACGAUAAGAGCUUUUCAAAAUUGUAGGAGGCAGGGUAUGGGCUAGCCAUCAAGCCAUCCCUGCGGAUGAGCAUGGACGGAACACGAACAUUGAGCUGUGGAGAAGUGUCAGUCGACCCUGAAGUUGAUACCAGAAAAAGAAACAAAUGUGGGGAUAGAUAAAUGCUGAAAAGGGGAAAGAAGAUGAAAAAAGGAGAAAAAGAAAAGAAAUGCCAAGCGGAGGCAGAUAGCUCCAGGGACUUAGAGAGGAUACUCACUUGUUUAAGCACAUUGGCGUACCUAACACCAAGAUGAUUGCCAAUAAACUCAAGUCGGCCU